GAGGUGUGCAGCCUGACACGCCUGAGACCAUGUGAGGCGCAAACUGUCCAUUUAAACCGACAGUUUUUACUGUUAUCUCCCGCGUCCUGCGCCAUUUACCUUUAACCAAACGAAUACCGUUUAUAUGUGAACAAAAUCCCGCUGGCUGCAGUUUCCCUCUUCUCUGCACGUCUUCAAAUAAAACCGAACAACCAGCAACAAAAUAAAAGCAAAAUUUUUCCACAAGUUUUAUAAAGGAUACUAUUUGAUCGUAUAAACAAACACACCGACAGAGCAAACUACCCAAGAUGGCGGCAGCCUCAUCCAUCCAGCCGCCGAGCCUUCACUCUUCUCUAGCAGGGGAGAGCGCACUUUCCCCGGAGAUGGACAGCCCCGAGAGCCGGCAGCCUGAGGAUGAGGAGUCGGCGGCAACGCAGCCCUCCGACUCGGGGAUUUGCCUCCGUGACCUGCCGGACCUGGAGCCGGAGGAGAUCGAGAGGAGGCUGGCCAAAACUCGGCAGGAGCUGAGCAACAGGAGGAAAAUCCUCAUUAAGAACCUGCCGCCCGACACCACCAACCAGGAAGUCCAUGAAAUUCUGAAGGAAUAUGAGCUGAAGUACUGCUUUGUGGACCGCAACAAAGGCACAGCCUUUGUGACUUUGCUGAACGGGGACCAGGCUCAGGAUGCCAUCCGCUCCCUCCAUCACAGCACUGUACGUGGACGCCUGAUCAACGUCACCCUGCAGCCCACCGACUCACUGCUCUGCCUCACCAACCUGCCCCACACCUUCACCGCCCAGCAGUUUGAGGAGCUGGUACGCGCCUACGGAAACAUCGAGCGCUCCUUCCUGGUGUACAGCGAGCUGACGGGUCACUCCAAAGGAUAUGGGUUUGUCGAAUACAUGAAGAAGGACUCUGCUUCACGGGCUCGUUCUGAGCUGCUGGGCCGACCACUGGGCGAUCGCUCGUUGAUGGUGCAGUGGAUGGAUGUCAACCAGCUGAGUCAAGAGGAGAACCUGCACUCCAAGUGUCUGUGUGUGAACCGGCUGCCGCUGGACCUCUGCGACUCUGAGGAGCUGACCCAGCUCUUCUCUGAAACCUACAAGCCCGUCUUCUGCCAGCUUGCUCAGGAUGAGGGCAGCCCAGUCCGAGGCUUUGGUGUGGUGGAGUAUGAGAGCGCAGAGCAGGCAGAGGCUGUGCUCAUAGAGAUGGACCGAACGCUGGUGGGAGGACAGGAGGUCCGUCUGUCACUCUGUACCCCUGGCACCUCGGGGAGAAGCACCCUGGCUGCACUCAUCGCCGCCCAGGGUAUGAUUCUGAGUAAUAGGAAAGGUUUGCUACCAGAACCCAACCUGGCCCAGCUGUUGACCAGUAUGACCAACCCUGCUGCCCUGCAGAUCCUCAUGAGACCGUAUCAUAGUGGGAAAAGAGGAGGGAAGUACGGGCGUCACAGCGGCCUGCCGUUCCUCAGGCCUCCUCUCACCACAGCUCUGCUCACACUGGGAAAAGCACACCAGAGUGCCAUGCUUGGUAAUGGACUUGUCCUCCAGAACCUUUUGCACAUGCAGCUCGCACAGCAACAGCUUCUGCACAUCAAAGACAAACGCAUCAGCAGCGUCUCCAGUCUGCUUGGGGACCCGUCCAGGCUGCUGAUGCAGAAGUCUUUGUCUCUGCGGCCUCCAGGCCUUGUGCCACUGGGCAAAGGCCUUCUGGGAGACUCGCCUACAGAACUGGGCCAGGAGUCUGUGCCAUCAUCUACCCACAAUGCCUCAGUCGUGGUAUCAGCAGCAGGUGUGAUGCCGUACCUCCAGGCUCGAGCUGGAGGGGGAGAACCAAACAGCACCCAUUCUAUCUCCACAACCCCUUCUGCUUCCUCCACCUCCUCCGCCUCCUCUUCUUCCUCCUCCUCCACCUCCGGUGACAGGCAGCCAGCUCCUCCUGGGACCAUGGCGAGCUCCCAUCCGCAGGGACAGAGCUACUCCUUGGGAAUAAGUAACUCAGGCCUCGGCCCACCUCCACCCAACCCCCACGGGGGAGUUUACACAACAACAGGCCAGCACAACAGCUCAGAUGGCUGCCCCCUGGCCAGCAUGGUAAGCGGCGGUCAGAGCUCUCUGCUGGGUGAUCCUCCUAAAGAAGUCAGACUGCCCUCCAAUCCUUACCUGAACCUGGCCAGUGUAAUGCCAGGGGUAGUUCUGCAAGGUUCAGUGGGGAGUAAAGCCCAGGGAGGACAGCCUGGCUCCGGGAUGUACGGCACCUCGGUUGCUCCCGUCGCCUCCCAGAGCUCGGCCUCCUUCUCCCACAGCGCGGCAGCCACAACCACAGCCCCAUACAGCGCCGAUACCUCCACUGACUACAGCCAAUACAACCAGGCCUACACGCAGGAGGCCAUGCAGCAGUGGUACCACCACUACCAAGCAGCACAAGCUCACACCUACAGCACUGCUGCUCCACAGGACGGCACAGACUACAGCAAGGAGCACACACAGGCUCCACCAGCGUCGACCUACGGGGAUUACAGUACCUACAUGCAGGCGGUCACUCAAUAUUACACCCAGCCUGCAACAGCCAACCAGGCCUACGCCAGCAAGGAGGUAGAUGUGUGUAAGCCUCUCGGAGUGUCUCUGCACGCCGUCAGUAACGGCGCCGCCCCCCCUCCGGCCGUCCUGCCAGCGGCCGCUGUGCUCCCAGCCUACAGCACCCUGCCUUUAAUGCCCGGUUUCCUCGGGGCGCCACACCCGGCGGCAGCCACGCCGAGCCCCGUCACGCACACACACACUGCCGCCACCGACUGGAACACCUACUACUAUAACCAGACAAGAGGCCAUAAGAGGGAGUACCCUCAGCUGGCGGUGCAGGAAGUGACAUCAUCAGAGGGUGCCUACAUCGGGCAGCACUCCCAAGGCCUGGGAGGGCAGUACGCCGACUACUUCAAGAGGAAGAGGCUCUAGUAUGAACCAAACCACCUUAAAGCCUGAAGCUUAUGGAGGGAGGCCCAUAUGGUGUCUGCUGGAAGUCACAGCUCCCUCUAGUGGCCUUUCUGUGGAGGCCAUUUUGCAUCCCCACAGUAGGUAUUGAGUUUAAUAGAAUCUGGGGUUGCAAAUGGCUCAAGUGAAAGUAAGCCAUAGUGCUCUUUGAUCCUGGCACUUAUGUACACACACAGACACACACACACACAAACACACAAACAUGGUGUCGCUUUUGUCCUGUUUAAGCCUUAACUCUUUAACUUAAAACCGUUGUUUCUCAGUGUGUCAGAUGUACUUAACUUAUAUUACCUUGUACAUUUUUUUCUAAUAUAACGUAAACUGAAGUAUACUUUAUCUGUACGUAUAAGCUGCUUUUGUAUUUGCGGCCAGGCAGUCUGUCUGCCUGCUGAAACUGUCUUAGGACUGGUCUUACGGUCAGGUGUGUCCCCUUUCGUCUCCUUUCAAAAGACAAAACGUGUCUGUCGUUGCACACUUUGAUUGGUCAGACAGACUGACAUCUGUUUCUUCCUGCUUCGGUGUCUUUUCCUCUUUUCCUUUUAUCGGCCAAGUCCCCCUCUUUCCGUGUCCCUGCAGAGAGUCGGAGCGCGCGUGUGUGUUAAUGCGUGUGUUGAUAUGCUGUUUCCGUAGGAAGUGUCAGCCAUUUCAAUCCCAACGUUUGGGAGCACAUCAGGAAAAACAAAAAGGGCCUGAACCAAUCAAAGCCCUUAAUUGUAACGACUUACAAUAGCUUCCCUCAAGGAAUGGACCUUUCUUAUAAAGACUGGACAGGAAAUAAAAAAAGGCUGGUGUAAAUACGGUGUGUGAUACAGAAUAUAUAAAGCCAUGCGUAACAGACAAUACCGUAGUUAAAGGACAUUUCCCAGCUCUCGUGUGAGCAUAUUGUACAGCAUGAAUGAAAGGAAAACAUUUACUAAGUGUCUGAUUUUUUUUUUCCAAUAUAUCUUGAUAUCUAUUUGUAAUAUAAUAUAAUAAUAUUCCAAGGCAAUUCAAGUCAUUUAUUAAUACUGAAUCAAAUUGUGUUGACUUAAUUGUGGUUAUCCGCUUUGGUUUUUGACAUUUUAAGCCAAAUAUUAGGGCACAGUCCUCCUCUUCUCUUCUCUUCUCUUCGUUAACACAUUCGGGUGUGUUGGUGCAGAUCUGUAACAGGAGCUUUACUUCCAUUUUCAGCUGUCAUUACAGCAUAAAAGCUCCAGGCUCUGAGUGUCUCCUGAAUCCGUGCUGCAUACCACCUGAAAGCUGAUUUUGAGUAAUGUGGUGCGUUUGCAUCAUCCCUACUCAUAUCACUCUCUAUAAAUUUGAAAAACUCUUUCUAUAUGGAAAUGGAAGAGCUGCUCACAGAUAAUUUAACUUAAUUUAGAUAAUUUAACGUUUUGUGGUGGUGUCUUGGCUCCAGGAACACACCCAAAAGGAUGACAAUAUUACAGUCUCUGAAGUUUAAUUGGUCCUGAAUUUCUAAUUUUAUGGCAUUUGCACAUGUUGCAACAUUUCUUAUAAAACGGUAUGCAAGUGUUGAUUUUCUCUGUGUACUGGCUGCACAGUACAGUGAUACUAUAGAGAUUAGUGUACACCGUGUACAUUUGGUAUGCAGUAUGAGGCUGGGACACGGUCUUGGAUCUCAUCACGUUCUGCUCUAACGGCCCCUGACCGUCUUUAAGUUUUUGUGGGAAACAGAAGAAGGCAAACUAAUAACUUUAGUCUUCGCAGAGUUUUUACAAACAAUUUACAAGACUUUUGUUCCUUUUUCAGUCUUUUUCUUUUUGUUUUUACCACUGCAGUUAUUUCUGUUCUUAAACAAAGGCUUCAUGUCCGGGAGGCUUAUGUGAUGUUCAUUGCGAAGGAGAGGGCUUAGGAUUUUCUUGUAUGGGCCUGGACAUUAGGUUUACUCUGUACGCGGGCCUCUUGUCUAACAAACUGGCAAUAACUAAGUCUCCUACUGUUGUAGAAAGAUGAAUGUACAGUGUCGAUUUUCUAACGUUAAACGCCAUCCCCUCAGUGCUCACACACUGUGAAACCCAAGAGCGGUCGGGAUCGGAUGAAGCGUACGCGUCAAUUUGGCGACGGCCGGUUGGAAACAGGGCGCACACACGAUGUUUACAUGAGCCAACAGUAACAGGAUGCAGGAGUGAUGAUGUGCUGGUUAUUAAACUAAGGGCAAUACGUGUACCUGUGACGCAUGACAGAGGGUGCGUCCAUUGAAUAUUUUGUGGAAGAUGCGGAUGAGACAAAGAGGAAACAGAGGAGGAUGUUCACAUUCACUCCGCUAGUUUUUUGUUUUUUGCACAGACGAGCAGGAAGACGAUCAGGCACAGGAGCUGCCGUUCAUAGUUUUGUUUGGUUUUUUUUGCACCAUUGUGUGCCUGUCUGGGUGCUUAUGUUUAGCAUAAUGAAGUUUUUCUUUUUUCUCUUGUAUUAUCAUAAACCUGUUGGGGAGGCAUUUCUCCAGCUGCUGGUGUCCUGCUUUCCACUGAGUAAACUUUAUGUAUGUCGUGUCUCAGAUUAAUCUUAUAUUUGGUUUCCUAGUUUUUCGGUUUUCCCCAUUUUUCUUCCAGGUUUUUGUGUUUAUUUGAAUUUGGCUAACUUGUCUUUGCAUUGCUGUCACUUCACUUCUGUUUCCUGCGCGACUGUGGCUGUGACCGUGACGGUUGUGGCACUUUAAAAUGCCUUCAGUGAAUUGUCUUUGCAGGUCUGCACCAUAAGUGAGAUCACACAUUUCUAAAUGUGACAACAUUUUUCCUUUAAAAAUGAGUCGGUCUGUCUUUUCUGCCUUUAAUAAGGGGCUGUAAAUGCUGCUCUGUCAGACUCAAGUGUCUCCUUCGGUUCAGCAUAUUGAUAUACUGUCACGUUAGAGGAAGAGCUCGGAGGAAAACACACUUUCAUCUCUGCUGUUUAAAUUAAAUGUCUUAAAGCACAAGGACAAAGAGUCAGUGUGUAGUAGUCGCAGUUGUGCAGGAUUUCCUCACCUUUUCUGCUGUGCCGCUCCAUCGCCUGAACUUAGCUGUCUGUUUGCUCAGUCUGGCUUAUGGAUUUUUCUGUCCUGAAAUAGCAAACCAAACUCAUUUUUUUUGGGCGAAAGACAAGACAUCCAGUUAGUUACGCAGCCACUAACACAGGGAGUUUCUGUUACAAACGAAAGUCGUGGAGUCUGCGUCUGCCGUCAAAUCUGCUUUCACGUGACAUCUCUGCUUCCAUCUGUGGCCGACUGUGGAAGCCAUUUUGCAUUCUUUCCUCUUAACUGCUUAAUACACGUUUUAUGGCUCCGUGUUCGUCUGGACUGCUUGGCUCAGAGCCGCAGUUUGAUUUGCUUCCUGUUGUGAGUGGGUGAAAAAUAGCCAGCUGGACUCAAAGUGCUCACCUCCACCUCUCUGUAAAGCAAGAUACAGAUACCUGUGUGUGUGUGUGUGUGUGUGUGAGUGUGUGUGUGUGAGAGAGUGAGUGAGUGAGAGAGAAAGAGAAUGUGUGUGUUUGUUUGUGUGUGUUCGGACCAGAGUCGGGGCCUCUGUGUUGUGCUGAGGCAGCAGAUUUGACAGCACUGUCCCCUUGUCUGUUUCCCUUCUGUCUGUCCGUCUGUCUUCCUGGCUGUCUGUUUUCCAUCCCGACUGUCUGCCACAACAUGUUCAGGUACUAAAAUCAGUGAGGCCUGAAUUAUUUUUGUGGAAUUCCAGCAGAUGUGUCAGCUUUUUCUGUGUCGUGUCUCACUUGCUCCAAACCCAUGACUGUAAAUGUGUGUGUGUGUGUGUGUGUGUGUCAGCUCUAAAAUUUGGUGGACUUGAAUGAGCUGCAGGGCCUCUUCAAGGUUUCGCACAUGGACUGAGAGCAGGACUGAGUCUGUCGCACCUGGGCGAAGAAGUGAAGUGUCUCCCUGUCUUCCUCUUUCCUGUGGACUGCAUUCACUUCUACGUUGUUCACACUCAUUUUAAGAAGCUCACAAACUCAUAACUCAGUUUGUGUUGCCAGCAGGUCUUAAAGAUGCCACCAGUUAACUGUCAGAUGCUCCUGUGAUGUGUUAAUGAUCAUCAAUUAUCAAUGUUCAUCCAUCUAAUUGACAAGUUAGAGUGGAGAGAAUUACAAAAGCACGUUUGGAGGAUUUUUCAAUGCGAAACUUCCUCGUGACUUAUUAAAGGUGAGGAAGAAGGAAAAAAAAGGCUUGCAUUUCAUUCAGAACCACACACACACACAAGCUGGUGAACGAGCUUUGUUGUUUGACUGUAGUGACUGUAAAUCAGUGUGGAGCCUUUGCUUGAGUGUGGCAGCUGUAGCUAACAUCAAGCAGCUGGUUGGCGCCGCUAAGCUAACAGACUCUCAGACCUUUCUCAUCAGGGACUGUUUGUGUUGGGUCUGUGGUGCUUUCACUUCAGGCUGUCGAAAGUGCAUUUGGCUCCGAGUGUAGCAGGUUUCCCUUGUCGUGCUCUCGUGUUGUUCGUGUGUUGCCAUGGCAACCCGCACUAAGACGUGUGGGUUCGUUGUUGGACUUGAGGUUGUUUUUAUUCACAUUUGAUAGAAACGCCAGCCUGUUGUCUGUCCUGGUGAAUCCUGCUGGUGGUUUCUUCACUGUUGCUUGACAUUUUGUUUCCUGUACCUUUUAACUGUUGGGAAGCUAUGACAGCCAGGUGCGUACGUGUCCCACUGAAGCCUGAAACUGUUGCUGUGAGAAGUGACUGCACCCAAAAUAAGAAACUUUUGUCUGCUUCCACGUCUUGCAGGUUAAUUAAAGCGUCCGUUUCUUCGUGCGUUCGCUCACAGUCGUUUCAUCGUUUCUGAGCUUAUAACGAGAGUUGAACUGGUGUUUACUUUAACUGGUUGUGUGUGUUGGAACCAGUACCUGUAUGUACUGUAAGGUGUGUGUUUCUGUGGAUGCUCUUGGCAGGUAAUGACGGGCUGAAAGGAAGAGAGGAAUGAGGAAAACAAGUCCAGCUUCCUUCAGCCACUCGGCUGCAGGGAUUCCUUUUUGUUGUUGUUGUUGUUGUUGUUGUUAUGUCUGCCAGACUCCUGCAUGUUGCUUGUGCCUUUAGAGCUGUCACACACACAUUGAAAAUGUCUCCUCACUGCUGUAGUAUUUGUAUUAGCUGGACUCUUGCAGACUUUUUCUCCCCUCCACUCCCACACAGAUCCGAAUCUACAUGAAUGCAUUACUGUCCUCCUGUUUGUACACUUAUUUUUGUCUCUCCUGUGGAUUGAAUGGCCAACAGAAAAACACAAUAUGCAUUUCUACUGCAGGCCAGCUGACAAACAUCAUUCCGCUCUGGCUGGUGAGCACAUAUCUGCCUGCAGUCUAACCGUUUAGGCUCAAACUCAGACACACGAGGUCACAGGUGAGCCUACCGAGCCUACAAAUGUGUCUGUCGUUAGAUGUUCGAAAGUGGCGGCUUUGUGCAGAAUAAUCCCGCUAAAUCCGCCCCCACAAUCACAUUUAAAGGAUAUCAAAGGCAUCAAAUCCCAUGAAUGCCCAAAACCAUUGAUGCAUUCGUUCGUCUCUUAAUACUUUCUGCCCAUUUAGUCCUGCUGAAGUUUUUGGAUUACAAUUAUACAGUUUAAUUUAAUAAAAAGGCUUGAUAAUCUCCCAAAACAGCUGGACACUAGUCUUUAGCAAACGUCAACAGGAGUAAAUGGUGUAUUUGUUUUCAGACUAUUUUCAGCUGCUGAUUACUCCACAUUAGUUGCUCCAGUGAGUAUUUAGUGCAGUAGGAGGACAAUGUCUCAUUGAUGUGUCUUUUGUUGCACAGUGAGCUCUACAGCAUAGAGGAAUAAGAGAAAAUAUAGGAUUAAAAUAUUUACCCGUGAAAUGCAUUAACAGUGUGGCCGUAAGCAAACAGCUGAAUUCAGAAGCCGCCAGCUACAAAGUCUAAAUUUCGAAACUUGAUUUUUCAUUGAGUCAAGAGGACACAACCUGUGAGGGGAAAAAAAGUCUCUGUGGACUGGUCAGUUUUUUAACUCAUGGAUGUAAGUAACUGAAGCCAGGAGUGAAUGUGUUUGUCAGCAGCGUGGACUUGUCAGAGUGAUGUAGCUGAGCUUUGAUGUGCACACUUGAUGGCAGUCUGUCUGUCCAGGGAUGACCUCUGGUGUCUGUGGAUGUCCCUCCUUUGUCUCCCCCCAGCCGUCCACAGUCGAUGCUGCGAGCGGAUUUCCUCCCCGUUCUGGUUUUCAUUUGGCCUCUCACAGCAGCGCAGUCUUCCUGUCUGACCGAGUGUUUCAUUUUUAGGAUGCACCAGUGGACAUGUUUCAAAGAUACACUUUACAUGAAUGUGGCAUGUGCUCAGCGUUGUUUGAAAGUGAAGUUGGCGCCUUGAGUUUCUUGGUUUUGGUCUGGUGUGAAGCUAGAAAAUCUCAUUUGGGUAGGACAUGCUGUCAGAGUCCACGAGCCCUCAUAGUUUUCAUCCUUAAAGGCCGUUGAGUUUGAUGAGAGAAAAGUCAUGACACUCGUCACCUUUUCAUCAGGUCUCCUGCGUUUUUAAAAUCAAUGUGUGCCAUGUAUACAGAUUAUUUGGAAAUGCCAGCUUAGUUUGGUUUUCAGGGUGAGCCUCUGCACGUACUGGUGCCCUUGCAUGUCUACUGUCCGUUGUUUUUUCCUUCUGUUAACUACCAUCCUAAGAUGUGGAUACUGAGAGAAUGUUGUAAGCCUUUUUUAAAUGGUGAAUACAUCAUUUUGGAAUCUAACUGUUAUAUCAUCUUGCUGCCUCCCACAGUUUCAAUAAGAUAAUAUAAAACACAAAUAGUUUCUUAACUGGGGAAGGAAACAGUUUUUCUGUGUGUGGUUCGUUGCCACAGUAGAAUAUCAAACCUUUUUUUUUUUUUUUUUUUUUAGAUUUGGAGGAUGUUGUGUAUUCUUGAGUAGGUUGGACUGAUGGAGAAAGUUUCUCUUUAUUACUUUUCUGUGCCUCUCUGUGCCACCAACUAGGCGUGACGUUCUCCUGAUGAUUGUACACAAAGGGGCCUGGUUCCCCGAGAUGAACACAGCACAAACAGAGCCUGCUGGUGCACACAGGAAGUGAGCGAUGUUCACGACUCUCGUGUAGACGCUGGCUGAGUGAGCCAGCUGCAGUUUGCACCUUCAAGGAUGACUUCUGUUUCCGUGUAGAUGCGAGCCUCAGCUUAUUUCUAUGGUGUUACUAAACUAUGACAUGGGUGUGAAAAUGCAGUCGAUUUUAUUUUCAAAGCGCAUCCGUGUACUUCAGAACAGAAAAUCUUAUUUGUAGUCUUUUGUGGUUUUGUUUUGUUUCCAGACACAUCUGAAUCACUUCAGGUUAAAAUGCAGAAUUUGUUUCUGUUCUUUUUUGUAAACAGAGCCUCUUCUAAGCUUCAGUGCGUUGCCAUUGUGCCAGUAUGUAUUCUGCAUAUUACACAAGGUCAGUGGUGAGGCUGGACUUUGCAAUAGUGAAUGACUUUGCAAUACUCGAGUAUUUCUGAUUUUCUGACACAUUUUAAUGGCUGUAGAUAAAUCUAAAUUUGUUGUGCUUCUUGCUUUGUAAACAAGUUUUGUUUCUUUUGUUUGUUUUUGCUUUUUAAGUAUGUGUGGAUUUUUUUCUCACCUGAAAUAUACUGUAGAUUUUGCAAAAUUUUAUAUCACACUGACAUUGCUAUUGUUUUACUGUGAAUACGGUAUUUCUAGAGCAAUUUUAGCAUGCAUACUUACAACUGUAAUAUAUAGAACAAACUGUUUUGAGUAGUUGAUAUAUUGCAUUUGGACUGACACAGACAGAACACAAAAAAACAAUUUUAUUUAUUUUUUCAUUGUGUAUUUAUGGAUACUUCAACCUUCCAUAAGUCAUACAUUCUGUCUUUUAUUUUGAAAAAUAUAUAUAUAUUUCUUUUCUCGAGCAGAAGGAAUUGUCUUUUACAUUCCUAAAUAAAAUGUGGGCUGAGGAGCUAC
Scatophagus argus is the source of this 10833-nucleotide messenger RNA. It is a transcript of the gene raver2, whose product is annotated as ribonucleoprotein, PTB-binding 2. Lineage: Eukaryota; Metazoa; Chordata; Actinopteri; Scatophagidae. Gene Ontology annotation, cellular component: cytosol. The record is from RefSeq and is a predicted model, not a curated record. The coding region runs from base 288 to 2930 and encodes 880 amino acids. Gene Ontology annotation, molecular function: mRNA binding. The transcript has 17 exons.